Gorilla gorilla gorilla (western lowland gorilla) is the source of this 1169-nucleotide messenger RNA. It is a transcript of the gene CIMAP3, whose product is annotated as ciliary microtubule associated protein 3. NCBI's taxonomy places the organism in Eukaryota, Metazoa, Chordata, Mammalia, Primates, Hominidae. The record is from RefSeq and is a predicted model, not a curated record. Bases 421 to 996 code for a protein of 191 amino acids. Gene Ontology annotation, molecular function: cytoskeletal protein binding. The transcript has 7 exons. Gene Ontology annotation, biological process: regulation of cell projection organization.
UUCUUGCCCAGAACGACUGAGGAAUCCAGAAGGUCCAUGCUAUCUUCUCUACCUGGGAGCUUGAGAGGCAACAAAACCAUAUCAUGGAUCAGACAGCCAUACAUCUGGAACUUUGGUAACGCGUAUUCCUCUUGGCCCAGCUUCCAAAGCUAUUUGCCGCCCCGUCAACCCGGCAGCCCCUACAGCCGCGAAUCCAGGAAACCCUCUACCCGCAGCCCAGCUACUGAGUUUACAGUCCCCUGGCUUUGGGCUCCAAGGUGCGGGUUCCUGCCCCAAUAGUGGCUCGGUGGACGCCCCAACUUGCCGCGCAGGCGCGCUCGGGCCCUCUCCCCCUCCCCGCGCUCCUCAGCUGGGAAUCACGGGACUAGCCUUCGUUUCCUUGGCAACGCAGUACACAAGUGCUAGCCCUAGCAGCUCGCGAUGUGCUUCAGCAGAGCAGACGCUGCGGAUAACUACCCUUUUGGAACAUGUCAACAGAGGAAACUUUUUCCUCACUUCCAUCCCCCAAGUUUGAUUGGGAACAAGUUUGUCCCUCUUAGGGGAUCACCCCACAGAGGGCCUGGGUGUUAUUUUUCAGAUGGAUAUGGCUUGGCAUACGACUUAUCUAAGAUCCCAACCAGUAUAAAAGGAUAUACUUUGGGAGCCAGAACAGCUGUGAGGUUUAAGCCAAUACAGAAGGAAAUGACACCUCAUGCAGGCAUGUACCAGAAAGUAAGUCCUCAGCAGGAAAAACACAAACAAAAUUUUGCUCCAUUUAAUGUCUUGGUGCCUCGAUUUAAGAACUACCCAAAGGACACUUACUAUCCCAGCCCUGGUGCAUACAACCCAGAGAAGAAGCCACCGCCAAAAAUUGCCUGGCCAAUGAAAUUUGGAUCUCCAGACUGGGCUCAGGUUCCGUGUCUACAGAAAAGAACCCUAAAAGCUGAGCUGUCCACAGACAAAGACUUUAGAAAGCAUCGGAACCGUGUGGCCUACCUAAGCCUGUAUUAUAAUUGAGCAGCUGUGACUACCUUCACAUGCUCCUCUUAUACACAGACUCUCCAGGACUGAGGACAGAGCUGCUCUUCUUCUUCUACAUUACUGUGGCCCUCUUGUCUGGCAGCCUGGAGCCCAGGGAGGGACAAGGGCUUAUAGCUGCUGUAUGAGAACAUAAAGACUAGUGCACAGUG